Oreochromis aureus is the source of this 2762-nucleotide messenger RNA. RefSeq names its product forkhead box protein M1-like. Lineage: Eukaryota; Metazoa; Chordata; Actinopteri; Cichliformes; Cichlidae. Gene Ontology annotation, molecular function: sequence-specific DNA binding; DNA-binding transcription factor activity. Gene Ontology annotation, biological process: regulation of DNA-templated transcription; G2/M transition of mitotic cell cycle. The coding region runs from base 336 to 1838 and encodes 500 amino acids. The record is from RefSeq and is a predicted model, not a curated record. The transcript is spliced from 11 exons.
GUAGCUAUUAUAUACGAAUACCUUGAUUGCUAAUAAUAAAUAUAAUCCUGGCAACGUUUCAUACAGUUAAAAACAUUGGCUAACGUCUUUUGUUCUACAAGCUGGAAAUCGUCACUAACUGAAGAAAAUUAGCCGCUGAAGUGAGGAGUUGACGAUUAGACCUUGGUUUUAUCUAGUUAACAUUUAACCCGUUUAGUGUACGAUUUUAUUAUGAUUAGUAUUUGAGCAAAAUCGGGUUUUUUUUCCUAGUUGAUCUAAACUGAUUUGCUGUGAACAGCCUUGAUGGCUAACGCCAAAUACCUCUGAACAACUUGGCACAUUUCAAUGAUCUGACCAUGAGACGGAGCCCGACGAGACCCCUGAUUCUCAAAAGAAGAAAACUGCCUUUUCAUCAAAAUGCGACUGAUUCACAGCCUGGAGAAUCAGGCUCCAAAGAACCAUCAAAACCAGCUGCCACUCAGAGCUUUUCUGAUGGUAUCCGCAUCAUGGACCAUCCAUCCAUGUCUGAUACUCAGGUGGUUGUCAUUCCCGAAACAGCAGAAGUUCAAAGUGUUAUUGGGGCCCUCACAGCUAAAGACAAUGAAUGUGGUGCCCAGGGCCCAAACAAGCUCAUUCUUCUGAGUGGAAGUGGAAGUGACAACAAGUGGGACUAUGGACCUGAUUCUCAGUCUGCUGCUGAAGGGGCUGCUACAAGGAGUACAGAAGGACAUAAAGUGAAAGCUGAAACUACAAGCAGUUUCACAGUCAAUAAGGAUGUCACUUGCAAUCCUUUAGAUGACAGCCUUACCGACCUUCACUGGUUGGGUAAGAUGAGCACAUGUGACUUGGAGCCAAAUUCUACAAAGCAGCUCAGCAGCAAGGAGAACCAAAACCCUUUACAGACUUUUCAGAACAAGUUCAUCCUUCUGAGUGGAAGUGCAAGUGUCAACAAGUGGGACUAUGGAUUCAUUCCCGAAACAGCAGAAGUUCAAAGUGUUAUUGGGGCCCUCACAGCUAAAGACAAUGAAUGUGGUGCCCAGGGCCCAAACAAGCUCAUUCUUCUGAGUGGAAGUGGAAGUGGCAACAAGUGGGACUAUGGACCUGAUUCUCAGUCUGCUGCUGAAGGGGCUGCUACAAGGAGUACAGAAGGACAUAAAGUGAAAGCUGAAACUACACACAGUUUCCCAGUGAAUAAGGAUGUCACUUGCAAUCCUUUAGAUGACAGCCUUGGUAGGAUGAGCACAUGUGACUUGGAGCCAAAUUCUACAAAGCAGCUCAGCAGCAAGGAGAACCAAAACCCUUUACAGACUUUUCAGGCACACAAUACACAUACCAGUGCAGACGCUCCUCAGCAACCCAUUUCAGAGAGGCCACCAUACUCCUACAUGGCCAUGAUCCAGUUUGCUAUCAAUAGCAGAAAGAACAGGAGGAUGACCCUCAAAGAGAUUUACAUGUGGAUUGAGGACAAUUUCUCUUACUAUAGAGAUGUAGCCAAACCAGGCUGGAAGAAUUCCAUCCGCCAUAACCUCUCUCUGCAUGACUUGUUCAUUCGUGAAACAUCGCCAGAUGGUAAAAUGUCUUUCUGGACUAUCCGACAUGAAGCCAAUCGAUACCUCACACUUGAUCAUGUGUACAAGCCGGGCCGUGAUCCAAUGACUGCCACUGUUCCUGUGCCAAUGCUUUUACUGGCUAAUCAACACCAAAAGAGGACACUUCCAGAUGCAAGAAAAACACCAACUAGCUCUGCUCCCUGUCACGCCUUCUGUCUAUCUGCCAUCCACUUCCUGCUCCCAGCAGAAUGGGAACAAUUCACGAGCAGCAAAGAGAGUCCGCAUAGCACCGAAGGUGACACAAAGUGAUUCCCCAGCUGUGAUGAUAUCUCCUCAGAAGAAUACGGACUUUAAGGUAGAAGUGAAGGAGGAGCUGGUAUGUGUUCCAAUUAAAUGCGAGACCCCCAAAGCUCCUCCAAAGAGACAAGCCAGCAGCUCACAGUGCAAACAACGUUUGGUUCACUCUGUGAAUGAAGAGCCUGUUCUCCUCUGCCACGAAAGUAAUUUCUUUGACUCUGGCGUAGCCUGUGAUGCUUCGACAUUCCAUUUGACCUUGUCCACCCCCAGCAAGAUGCCUUCUUAUGUUGCAUCUUUUAAAGUGACCCAGGUGGGCAAAGAAAGCCAAAAUAUUCUGCACUUGAGCCCUAUUCAUACACGAGGUGGUCCCACAGUUACUCCACAACACGAUUACAAAUCUGGAUCUGACACGAUUUAAACCAUCCGACUUUUCCAUAUUGAAGAGGAUUUCUCACAAUAGAAAGUGAGGCUGUUGGCGUAGGAAGAAAUUUCUAACACUCGAGAAUGCUCUAAUUUACUCUGGUUGUCAAAUAUUCAGAAGCAUAUCUAUGAUUAUACCAAAACAACUUCAAAUAAGGCCCACUUGAUGCUGUCAUUUAAAACUUCUUAUUGCAGUAGUUUAGGAGCUCUUAGCUUCACUUUUCUUUUACAUCUGCUUUGCUGCUGGAGGGUUCUGGCUACAACAUGAGGGGGAAAACGGAACAUAGUUGAAUAGAUUGCAGGGAUGAUCCAGUUUCAAUUACUGUUUGAUGUGUUUUACUUCUCUGACUUUUUCAUUCAUUGGAUGAAUCAAUAAUUGCCUCGGUGUCACUUCUUUUUCUUUGAAUUUCUUCACAUAUUUGGGCCUCUUUGUGUUUUAUGGUUUUCCUUAUUUGGUCUUAUUUAUCUGUCUUCUUGAAGGAUAUGAAUUCAUUUCUUGAAGGAAUUAAUUAUAUC